Molecule: messenger RNA, 432 nt
Organism: Funneliformis geosporum
Lineage: Eukaryota; Fungi; Glomeromycota; Glomeromycetes; Glomerales; Glomeraceae
Source: the annotation of a GenBank genome assembly
AUGUAUCAAACGAGGAUUAAUAAUUAUGAAAUUGCGAAUUGGUAUUCAACUUUUAACUCGGAACAAGAGAUUACUAAAGUUAAUAAAUUAACUGAAGAGAAUGGUCCUAAAGAAAAUCUCGAUAUCGAAAUCAUUGAUAACAAAUCUGAUGACAAAAGGGAAGAUGAUAGAAUCGAUGAUCGAUUUGGAGGCUCUCGGUUGUCUGACUCCUCUACUCAACAAACUACUUCUUUACAAGAUACUAAUCUAUCAACUUCAUCUACAUGUACGGUUCCAAAGUACAUUUUGCAACACAACAUUUGUAGAAUGUGUGAUCUUCGAUUACAUCGUAAGAGUAUGGAACAAGGAGAAAGUUAUCGUUAUCGUCAACACGAAAUUGGUAAUCCCGAUACGAUUGUUAAAGUUAUGGUGGAAUUGAUUAAUCUAUUCUGA